AUGUGUGGCCGGCAUUUCCAACCGGGAGACUUCGCAGUGACUGCAGGGGGACUGAGGAGGUUACAGAGUGGAGCUGUACCCCUUCUGUUUUCCUGGAAUGAGUACACUCUGCCUACACUGAGGCAGAAUGUAUGGGAGCGCCGCCCGAGAGCAGAGGAGCCUCUCCUGGAUCUGCCUGCAGACUUGGAGUCGGAGGACGAUAUGGACACAGCAGCACCUGAUCAUGAUUACUGCUUAACUCCAGCGACAGCGGUGAUGGCAGCUGAGAUGGCCAAUGAAAAUGAAGCUCUGCGCCAGAACAUUGGGGAACUCCAACACCAGCUGGAAGUGCUACAGCUGAGGACGCGUUUUGAUAUUCAGCGCCUUGCAGGGUCAGACGAGGACACCAGGCUGGUUUGCUACAUACAAGCACUCUUCCAGGCCUUCUGGAAAUUGGUGGAGCCUGCAGUCAACACCAAGAUGGUGCGGAUCACCAGUGCCCAGACUGCAUCUGCCAGCAGCUCUGAAGUCUCUCAACCAGCAACGAAACUUCCACCAAUAGAUGAGCUGCUGCUGUUCCUCAUGCACCUCUCAGUGGGCCUGCCUCUCAGGGAUCUUGCAGAACGGUUUGGCAUUCACCGCACCACAGCCAGCAGGAUUAUUUCCACCUGGACACACUUCCUGUACAUCCUUCUAGGAAGCCAACGUCUGUGGAUCCCCCCUGAAGUUGUCAGAGCUCACCUUCCACCUGAGUUUUCAGCUUUCCCAGACACGCAGGUGGUGCUCGACUGCACUGAAAUCUUUUGUCAGACACCAUCCUCUCUCCUGCUACAGAGUGAGGUGUUUUCAGCGUACAAAUCGCACUCUACUUUUAAGGCCAUGAUUGGCAUGGCACCAUUACAUUUGUGUCUGGCUUGUAUGCAGGAUCCAUGA
Messenger RNA from Astyanax mexicanus (Mexican tetra), 912 nucleotides. RefSeq lists its product as uncharacterized. NCBI's taxonomy places the organism in Eukaryota, Metazoa, Chordata, Actinopteri, Characiformes, Acestrorhamphidae. The coding region runs from base 1 to 912 and encodes 303 amino acids. The transcript is spliced from 3 exons. The record is from RefSeq and is a predicted model, not a curated record.